AUGGCCUCCGACGACGAAGUCCCGCUCCUCAAGCGCAUGGAAUUCAUGACUGAUGACACCCCUGUGAUCUCCAAAGAAACCACGCGCGAAAUGGCGCUACUGGAGCGCGAGUUCGUGGAGGCGGAGGUUCAGGCGCUUCGCGCCUCCGUUCCGAUCUUCCGGCCCCUCUACACCCGGCGCAACGCCCUCAUAACCAGCAAGCUCUCCGAGGCCGAAUUCUGGCCACGAGUCUUCUCCAACCUCGAGGAGUACGUCCUCCCUUCCGACGAAAUAAUCAUCGACCAGUGCCUUAAGAACUUCACCGUCGAGCGCUUCAGCGUCAACGAUGCCGGCGAUGCCGGCGAACCCCGUAACGUCCGCUUUACAUUUGAGUUCGACACCAGCCCGGAGCAGAAUCCCUGGUUUGGCGGCGAUGGCAAAUUCGUCAAGGAUUUUUACUGGCGGAAGAGCAUUGGCGCUUCGGAGAAGAGUGGGAGGAGGUCGGUGUGGGAGGGCCUAGUGUCGCAGCCUGUGAGGAUUCCAUGGAGGAAGGCCGAGAUGGAUCCUACCAAGGGACUUUUGGAUGCGGCGUGUGACCUUGCGGAAGCGGAGGAGAAGGUGGCCGGCGGAAAGGGGAAGAAAGUUACUCCAGAACAGAGGUUGGAGUUACCCGAGUAUGAGAAGGUGGUGAAGGAGGUGGCGAAGGCGGAGGCCAUGGCGGGCUUGCAUGCUGAGGAUGAGGAGGAUGAGGAUGAGGAUGGCGACGAUGAUGACGAUAACGACGAUGAGGACCAGCCUACCAUGAGCUUCUUUGCGUGGUUUGGGUAUCGGGGACGGGAUAUCUCGGCUGAGGAGUCGGAGGAGGCUGUGAAGGCAGAUGAGGAGUAUUGGGGGAAGAUUUCCCGCGGAGAGAAGGUUGAUGGUGACGAAGGGAAAGACGGUGAGGAUGCUGAUGAUGUGAGCGAGGAGGGGGAUGAUGAUGAUGGCGGCGAUGAGGAUGGGCUUAUGGAUGCUGAGAUAUUCCCUGAUGGCCAUGAGCUUGCUAUGGCACUCAGCGAAGACAUCUGGGAGAAUGCGUUUAAGUAUUACGUACAAUCACUUCAGAUGGGAGAUGGCAUCGAUUCGGGGUUUGAUUUCGACAUGGAUGGGAUGGAAGACGAUGAAGACGAUGAUGACGAUGAUGACGAUGACGAGGAGGAAGCUGAUAGACCUCGCAAAAAGGUCAAGACCUGA
Histoplasma capsulatum G186AR is the source of this 1212-nucleotide messenger RNA. RefSeq lists its product as uncharacterized. The record is from RefSeq and is a predicted model, not a curated record. Bases 1 to 1212 code for a protein of 403 amino acids. The transcript has 3 exons. Lineage: Eukaryota; Fungi; Ascomycota; Eurotiomycetes; Onygenales; Ajellomycetaceae.